AUGGGCGCGCUCCGGGCCGGUGCCCUCGCCUUCCUCCUCCUCCUCCUCCUCGGCUGCCUCCUGCCCCGGCGCGGCCCGCUCAGGCUGGUCUCAGGGCGGGAGGAGAUUAAAGCUGGCUCCCGAAGCUCACCCCAGCCCAUGUCACCCUCUGAUUUCCUGGACAAGCUCAUGGGACGAACCUCAGGGUACGACGCCCGCAUUCGACCCAACUUCAAAGGUCCGCCUGUCAACGUGACGUGCAACAUCUUCAUCAACAGCUUUGGCUCCGUUACAGAGACCACCAUGGACUACCGGGUGAACGUGUUCCUGCGGCAGCAGUGGAACGACCCCCGCCUGGCUUACCGCGAGUACCCCGACGACUCCCUCGACCUCGACCCCUCCAUGCUCGACUCCAUCUGGAAGCCAGACUUGUUCUUUGCCAAUGAGAAAGGGGCCAAUUUCCAUGAGGUCACCACCGACAACAAGCUCCUGCGCAUCUUCAAGAAUGGCAACGUGCUCUACAGCAUUAGGCUGACACUGAUCCUCUCCUGCCCUAUGGACCUCAAGAACUUCCCCAUGGACAUCCAGACAUGCACCAUGCAGCUGGAGAGUUUUGGCUACACUAUGAACGACCUCAUCUUCGAGUGGCUGGAGGAGCAGGAGGCCGUGCAGGUGGCAGAGGGCUUGACACUCCCACAGUUCAUCCUCAGGGAGGAGAAGGACCUGGGCUAUUGCACCAAGUACUACAACACAGGCAAGUUCACCUGCAUCGAGGUGAAGUUCCACCUGGAGAGGCAGAUGGGUUACUACCUGAUCCAGAUGUACAUCCCCAGCCUACUCAUCGUCAUCCUUUCCUGGGUCUCCUUCUGGAUCAACAUGGAUGCGGCACCAGCCCGGGUGGGCUUGGGCAUCACCACGGUGCUCACCAUGACCACGCAGAGCGCCGGCUCCCGCGCCUCCCUGCCCAAGGUGUCCUAUGUGAAGGCCAUUGACAUCUGGAUGGCUGUGUGCCUGCUCUUCGUCUUCGCUGCCUUGCUGGAGUACGCGGCCGUCAACUUCGUGUCCCGCCAGCACAAGGAGUUCAUGCGCCUGCGCCGCCGCCAGCGACGGCAGAGGAUGGAGGAAGAGCUGAGCCGUGAGAGCCGCUUCUACCUGCGAGGCUACGGGCUGGGCCCCUGCCUGCAGCCCAAGGAGGGGGCUGGGGAGGGCCCUGGCAUGUGCAGCCCCCCGGGAGCCCCCGCCGUGCUGCGGGAGGGGGACAGCCUCCGCAGGCGCUACCUCGACCGCGCCAAGCGCAUCGACACCGUCUCCAGAGCCGUCUUCCCCUUCACCUUCCUGCUCUUCAAUAUCUUCUACUGGGUGGUUUACAAAGUGCUGCGCUCAGAGGACAUCCACAUGGUGCCCUGAGGCUGGAAAAGUAGGACUGACUGCCUCUUGGUGUCACCCCUACAGUGUGCUCAGGUGCCACAGGCUCA
Camarhynchus parvulus is the source of this 1454-nucleotide messenger RNA. Its product is annotated as glycine receptor subunit alpha-4-like. Gene Ontology annotation, biological process: nervous system process; chloride transmembrane transport; regulation of membrane potential. The coding region runs from base 1 to 1386 and encodes 461 amino acids. NCBI's taxonomy places the organism in Eukaryota, Metazoa, Chordata, Aves, Passeriformes, Thraupidae. Gene Ontology annotation, cellular component: plasma membrane; synapse; neuron projection. The record is from RefSeq and is a predicted model, not a curated record. The transcript is spliced from 9 exons. Gene Ontology annotation, molecular function: chloride channel activity; transmitter-gated monoatomic ion channel activity; transmembrane signaling receptor activity.